AUGGGGGUGUCACUUGGCACAGAGGUAGUUGUGUCGGCGUGGAAACACUGCCGCACCCAACAGUAUAUAGGCUUACCACUGCACCGGGCUCUGCAGUGGUGGACGACCCUUUCCUGUGUUUGCGUGGGACCAAAUAUGGAGGACAACAAACAGAACCCAGAUGCACCAGCUGGCCAAUUGGUGCAAAACAGCGGAACACCCACCGGUCAAAGGGUGAAUACCUCAGAGGUGAAGAACAAGGAAAUAGGAAAUGCUGGAGAAAUUAAGACUGCAGGGAAUCUGGUGACGAAGUUGUUGGCCUCGUCAACUUCAAGUCAAACAAGCCAGAACGACGUAAAUAUGGAAGAGGCAAAUGCACGUUUUUUCAAGUACCUCCAGCAAACAUACUCGGUGGCUAAGAGCCUGGAUGAUGAAGUUGCUAUUGCCACCAACAUCAAGAGAGAGAUAAAAACCCUCAUAGUCCAGCUAUCGACCAACGUCAAAGGGCGAUACAGUGGGGAAGGCUCACGGGUGCCUCCUGAGCCAAAGACGACAGGAGUACCGUCAGGUCUCCAACCACGGUCGACCCCUGCAGGCAAGAUCCCCUCUCCGGAUCGCACACGCUUUGAGCUCCUUGCUGCCAUCGAGGGACUCCGACAACAGCUGAAAACUCAGGGGGAAGCUGUUGGGAAGCUAACAGAGCAGGUAGAGAGGUUACAGAACCAAAAUCAACGACAGGAACUGCCACAACAAAAGUCGCCGAAGCAGCAGCAGCAGCAGCAGCAGCGAGAGCCACAGAUGCAAAGAAAUCUACAAUUUCAACAAAAACAGCGGACAGACGACUCUCAGGACCGCAGCAGUGAUACCGGAAACUGGGAAACGGUUGAGAACCGGCGAAAGAAUAGGCGUAGGGUCAAGCCACCGCACCAGCGACCAUCAAAUAGUGAGGCGUUGGAACCACAUAGCGACCCCCCGCGAAGACAGCAACGAGACAAACGCCAAGUCGAAACAGGAAACGAGAACGAGAACGGCGAACGAAGGGGAGGUAACGGUAGCUCAGCGGGAAAAAUGGCCAGGAAGGCGAAAGAAGCUGUACCAAACCUAAAAGAGCUCGGCAUCGAAGUGGUCGGGACUAGAAGAACAGCAGCAGGUGACAUUCUCCUAGAGGUUGGCAGCAAAGAGGAGGCUGAACUCUUUGCUAAAAAACUAAAGGAGAAGCUCGGGAAUGAGGUAAGCGUAAGAAGGGCCAUGAGAACGGCACCAGUGCUCAUCUCAGGACUUGACGAGUCAACAACCAUAGAAGAGCUGAGGGCAGUUCUUGCUGAAAGAGACCCAGAGCUAGCAGACAUCAAACCCUUCACCAUCCGAACAGCAGCCAACGGCUGGAGCACUGCAAAGAUCGAGACCUCGAUACAGCCGGCAUUGCGGCUAGCUGCUGAUCCCAAAUUGAGGAUUGGAUGGAGCAACUGCAGGAUAAAGCUGCUCGGGGAAAAGAAAAGGGUUUGUUUCCGAUGCCUAGAAACCGGGCAUGUAGCAGCAGGAUGCCAGGGGGAAGAUCGUUCCAACCGCUGCAUCAAAUGUAGGAAGGAUGGUCAUGUGGCCAAGAAUUGCGAAACGCGAGCCACGACUGGGUCAAUGCCGCGUAAUGAGGCCGGAAGGACCAGGAGGCAAUGA
Messenger RNA from Metopolophium dirhodum (rose-grain aphid), 1653 nucleotides. RefSeq lists its product as uncharacterized. Gene Ontology annotation, molecular function: nucleic acid binding; zinc ion binding. The transcript has 3 exons. The coding region runs from base 1 to 1653 and encodes 550 amino acids. Lineage: Eukaryota; Metazoa; Arthropoda; Insecta; Hemiptera; Aphididae. The record is from RefSeq and is a predicted model, not a curated record.